UUUUAACAAGCUUGUUUCGCGUUUUCAAAAAAAAAAAAAAAGAAAAAAUUGCAGCAAACACAGACGUGUCUCUCCACGGCGUUUUCAUGUAGUUUCACCGCAGAUAUGCCACGGUACUGCGCUGUGAAAGUUUGCAGAAACCGCGGGGGGACUGCGUCGAGACAAGACAACAAGAGAAUUAGCUUCUACCCCUUUCCCUUGCAAGACAAGCCCAGGCUUCAGAAAUGGGUGGACAACAUGAGGCGGGCAGAGUGGACCCCGAGCAGACAUCAGUAUCUGUGCAGCGAGCAUUUCACUGAGGACUGCUUCGAUAUUCGAUGGGGAAUCCGUUACCUGAAAAAUACAGCCAUCCCCACCAUUUUUCCUUCAGUGGAAGAUGGUGGUGAGAAAAAAGCGACCAGCAUUAAAACCAGCUCCAAGGUCAGACCCAACAUUUCAGACAUUGACACUGAGCCCAAAGGUUUUGACUCUCCUCUCAGUAAGAGGCCACUCAUCUUGAGCAGGACAUGCAAAAAGGUCCAGUCAAGUACAGCAAACAGUACAGUUCAGGAGCACACAGAGAUGAUAUUAGAGCUACCUCUGGUCUCAGAGAUACAGACUGCUACUUGUGAGACAACAGGUGACACUGGAAUGCCAGCAGCGUCCUGCCUCGCUCUGUCUCCGAGCAGUGAACCUCAUUCCACAGAGCAGACCGAGUCGGCCGUGACUGUGUUGUGCUGCGAGCCGCUGGGCACUUUGUCUGACAGAGAAGCAAAUGUGGAUGCAGUGGCCCUCCAAGCAGCACUGGGCCAGGCGUUUAGCUUUGUCCCCGUGGAAAUGGUCAAGGACAAACCCACAGGCUGCUUCCUGGAGGAGACGGGACCCAGCGAUGGAGAGCACAUUUCUGUUUACGAACACUCGUACUGCAGACCGGACACGGACAAGGAUGAGCUUUGGAGUAAGAUCUUGAGUUUGCAUGCAAAGAUCUUGGAACUGGAUCGCAGGGAGGAGAACACGAUGGCUAAAAUCCGAGCUCUGGAGAACGAGAUAGCCCUCCUGAAGAGGGACGGUGCUGUUUUUAAAGAAAAGCAGAAGGUUUUAGAGGAUUGUAUAUCAUCUGUUUUGCUCUGAGUGUGGACUCUUAAAAUGAGAUUGUUGAUGUGUUUUAAAUGUUACCAUUGAGUCACUUUUGCAGAUAUGUUGCACAUGCUCUCAUGCAUUCCUUACAUAAAGCACAGCAGCACACACUGUGCCUGAUUUUACACAACUCGACUGGUACGCGGCGUUAUGCAAGCCCGCUUUUCUGUUUCCAUAUUAUGGAUGUACCGUAUACUUGAUUAACUCUUUGUGUCCACAUGGUGGCACUGUAUGGCCUGUAUGCUUUUGCAAAGCUUCACUGAAGCCUUACUUUUCAGUGGCGUCCUGCUAUGCAUUCUUGAUAUGCAGUUCUGUCCACUUCAAAUGUGGCAUCCUAAAAGCUCCCAAAUUCUUUCUGGAGCAUGACAGUAAACCCAAACAUACAGCCUGAGUCAUAAAAAAAUAUCCCCAGAACAAGGAAUCCUGCAACAGAUGGCGUACCCUACACAGAGCAGUGAGCUCAACCGUAUUGACUCAGUCUGGGUUUACGUAAAGCAACAGAAGCAUCUGAGACAGCUUAAAUCCACAAAAGAACUGAGGACAGUUCUCCAAGGUGCUCGGAACAAGCGUCCUUUUAAAAACUGCACAAAUGAAACUGGUGCUACUUUUUUAUGAAGUACAUUCAUAAGAUUAGAUAGAACUUUGUUGAUCCCUUUGGUAGGGUACCUCAGGGAAAUCUAGAAACAGCACAACACCGACAGUAGCACACAUCAAUUAAGAAAAAAAAACAUUACAAUACAAUAAACACAAUUCAUCAUCUGAACGCACUUUUAAAGACUGAAACGUGUGCACAGUACUGUAUAUCUAAGCUUUUCUCUUCUAUCAUGUGAUGAGUAUUGUAUUCCAACCUAUAAAUGGUUUCUCUCCUUUUUUUCUUUUUUUCUUUUUAUCAUACAGUCCAUUCAUUUUGUUGCAUUUCAAAAUCUUACCAACAUCCACCCUGCAGCUCAAGCGCUUGAUGUUUAUCAGAAUGAUUCUAAAUUGCGAAUUCCUUUAAAGGACCACCAUGAAUCAUCCCUGACAAAUUUUUAAUACACAGCUUGCAAAAUGCUUACCUUUAAACUCUGGUAUUGAUGAGACUGGAACAGCAGCUGCUUGCUGUGUUAAUGCACAGGUCAGUUUUAUUUUAUGAUGUUAAAAAAAAGAGACAUUUACACAUGUAAUGACAGACUUCAGUGUUGUGGGUCCACAUUUUAUUUCUGUCCGAAAUAUUCAGCUUUCAUGAAAUAAAUCCAUGAUGGGUUUACUUUAAA
Messenger RNA from Stegastes partitus (bicolor damselfish), 2369 nucleotides. Its product is annotated as THAP domain-containing protein 5. Gene Ontology annotation, cellular component: nucleus. Lineage: Eukaryota; Metazoa; Chordata; Actinopteri; Pomacentridae. The transcript is spliced from 3 exons. Bases 106 to 1110 code for a protein of 334 amino acids. The record is from RefSeq and is a predicted model, not a curated record.